AUAUGUUAAACACGUAAACAAAACAUAUAUAUUUAUACAAGCCAACAACCCCAAAUUCAGUUUUAUCGAAUAAUCAAUCGAAAGUACUUGAAGCUUUUUGAGCAAAACCAAACAAAAAAUAAAGGAUUGAAAAAGAAAUUAUGGUGUUACCAUGGAGAUCAAGAGGAGGAGCAACAAAAAGACGUAAUCAACUGAAUUCCGGCGACAUCUGCGUCGUGGAAACCAAGAUUCCGGCUCAACUCCGAUCAUCAAGAACCGAGCGGAUUCAGUCACCGAGAGUGCCGUUGACCCCGCGUGAUGCGGCGGAGAUAUGUCGGAGAUUGGAAAACGCGGCGGCGCGUGAGGAAAAUGCCGAGUGUUUCGAGACUGUGAGUAAAAUCAAGAACUUGGGAAGAGGAGGAGGAGAGACUAACAAGAAAUGUUUGGUCCAAAACGGCGUCGUGUCCGCGCUGUCUUCUUGUUUCGAAAGUUUCGCUACAGCGCCUGAGGAAGACGCGCGUCUGUUGGAGGAAGUCUUGUCUGUUCUCUCUUCUUGCUUGCCCUUGUCGCUGAGUCGAUCAGAGGGUUUCUCGAAGAUGGGAUCAACGGCUUCGCUUGACCGUCUCGUACGGUUCUUGAACGGUGCAGACGCAAGAACGAGGCAAAACGCUGCGUUUUGUAUCAGAGAGGUUAUUGCGAUAGACAAGAGGUAUGUGUAUGCGUUGACAGAUAUCGAAGGAGCUUGUGAAGGAUUAGUUAACAUUAUUAACGACUCUGUUUCGACGAGCUCGACAAAAGCAUCUCUAAUGGCGAUUUAUAGAGCGAUUUCUUGUGACAACAAGAUCGCUGCAAGAUUCGUGAAGUUGGGUUUGGUGGGACUGAUCACAGAGAUGAUUGUGAACAACGCGGAAAAGAGCGUUUGCGAAAGAUGUCUCGUUGUUCUCAACGUUAUAUGUGACAACGAGCAAGGCAGAGAAGAUGUUCUUAGAAACGCUUUGAUCGUUCCUCUUCUAGUGAAGAAGAUUCUUCGUGUUUCAGAUCUCGCAACGCAGUGCUCGGUCUCUAUUCUUUGGAAGCUAUGGAAAAAGAACGGAGAUGAAGAUCGUCUGCUAGUUGAAGCUCUUCAAGUUGGUGCCUUUGAGAAACUUUUAGUGGUUUUGCAAGUCGGGUGCGAGGAGAAGACCAAGGAGAAAGCGAGCGAGCUGUUGCGGAAUUUAAACCGCUGCAGAAACGAAAUCGAGCAGACGAAUUGUGUCGAUUCUUCGAUGCAUUUGAAGAAAGUGAAGAAAUCAUUUUAAUCAAACAAACACAAUACACAACAUGAUUCUUUUGUAGUUAACUCUGUUUCUAAAUACUCUGUUUUUUUUUUUUUUUGAAUCAUACAUAU
Eutrema salsugineum is the source of this 1366-nucleotide messenger RNA. Its product is annotated as U-box domain-containing protein 21. The record is from RefSeq and is a predicted model, not a curated record. Bases 141 to 1277 code for a protein of 378 amino acids. Gene Ontology annotation, molecular function: ubiquitin protein ligase activity. The transcript has a single exon. NCBI's taxonomy places the organism in Eukaryota, Viridiplantae, Streptophyta, Magnoliopsida, Brassicales, Brassicaceae.